Messenger RNA from Alternaria infectoria, 429 nucleotides. RefSeq lists its product as uncharacterized. Bases 1 to 429 code for a protein of 142 amino acids. The record is from RefSeq and is a predicted model, not a curated record. The transcript has 2 exons. NCBI's taxonomy places the organism in Eukaryota, Fungi, Ascomycota, Dothideomycetes, Pleosporales, Pleosporaceae.
AUGAGUGACUUCCAGUAUCAAGGUCCUCUAGAAGACGACCCUGUUACCACCAUAGCCCGUGGUCUCCGCGAGAAACGACUGCGAUUCACCAAAAAGAUACCGAACGAUCACGACAGCAAUAUCUGCUCACCAAGAGACCGUCGCAGUGCCCUUUCCGUAUUCGACGAAGCCAUCGAAAAGAUCUGCGAAGACAACCGCCUGGAAGUAACUACCGAGGCCGACUACAAGAUCAGGACCCGCAGUAUGCAGAGCCACGCAUCGAAUGGCACGACGAUGCAUACAACUAUCACUCAACCUGGAGGUUGCAGCAUUGGCGCAAAGACGGCUGGCCUGACUCGUUUCCUGAGAGGGCCAUUCAGAAAGAACGAACUAUGCAAGGGGAGCCCAGAUCUUGGAAAGAUCAAGAUUGGGCGGAGCCUGGAGGACUAA